Messenger RNA from Psilocybe cubensis, 1173 nucleotides. RefSeq lists its product as uncharacterized. The record is from RefSeq and is a predicted model, not a curated record. NCBI's taxonomy places the organism in Eukaryota, Fungi, Basidiomycota, Agaricomycetes, Agaricales, Agrocybaceae. Bases 1 to 1173 code for a protein of 390 amino acids. The transcript is spliced from 9 exons. Gene Ontology annotation, molecular function: phosphatidylserine decarboxylase activity. Gene Ontology annotation, biological process: phospholipid biosynthetic process.
AUGUCCCUCCAUGCGUCCAACAUUGACAAGCCUAUCGAUCCUGUAACACCUGAUACCUUGCCAGACGCCUCACAUGAAGACAUCGCAAACGGUCUUUCUGCCAUUGUGGACCACUCCGCAGAGGCACCCAAUGUGACCCACCACAUCCAUACGCCAAUUCGCUCUCUCAUCAAUUCUCACUGGAUCAAAUCCUUGAUACCUGGCAUAGAGAAAUUGGCUGUUGACUACCAUUGCGGGAACUACGUGAUUGUUAGAGGGAGCACUGAACCAUUCUUUGAGACUAUGCCUUUAUACGCCAGACUUGGAAUGCAUCUUUUAUUCUACGGAAAAGAACAAAUCGUUGUGCUUGGAACGCACAAAGUAGACCAGCUACUUCGCCAACAAUCGAUUAAGCAAGGACAAAUCUAUGACGAUCCAAAAUCUGCAGCAUCUAUUCAUUCUUUUAUUGAGACAUAUUCCAUACAGAUUGAUGAAUUACUCGAGCCCGAUAUCACCAAGUAUAAGAAUUUCAACGAGUUCUUUUACAGAAAAUUGAAACCGGAUGCUCGUCCGGUUCAGAACGAAGACGACAAAAGCGUCAUCGUAUCAGCCGCAGAUUGCCGUUUAACAGUUUUCACUUCUAUUGACCUUGCUAAAGCCUUUUGGGUCAAAGGGCAGAACUUUAACGUCCCUAAUCUGCUUAACCUGCCACCCGACUCACCUAAAGCCGAGUCUUUCCAGAACGCCAGUAUCGCUAUUUUCCGUCUCGCCCCUGCGGAUUACCAUCGGUUCCACUGCCCCAUUGACUGUGAGGUUGGGGACAUUGAGAACGUUCCAGGUCAUUUCUAUACAGUCAAUCCUCAAGCUAUCAAUGAACCUGGUUUCGAUGUUUUAACGGCUAAUACCCGUUCCAUCUUGUAUCUGAAGCAUAUUCCGACGGGUCAAUUGGUCGCGUACGUUGCCGUGGGUGCUCUUCUCGUUGGCAGCAUUCAGUGGACGGGCGGCAAAGAAAAGGGGGCCGUUUUGAAAAGAGGAGACGAACUUGGAUACUUUGCUUAUGGCGGAAGCACAAUUGUUAUCGUUUUCCCCAAAGAAAUUGUCGAGUUUGAUGAAGAUCUGGUGUCUAACUCUCAGAAACCUAUUGAGACUCUGGUCAAGGUCGGAUAUUCGAUUGGCAAAACUGUCCGAGCUUGA